GCAGGCAGGAUUACGUUUUCACGGCACUGAACGAAAAAUAUUGAGCGAUAAUAUGGAGGCGGAAGAAAAUGAAAAUUUCUAUGUUCAAUUGAACUCAUCUCCUAUCCGUUUUGAGCCAAUAAAUACGCUUAUAAAUGUUUUCUUCGAUGACUCUAAUAGACAGGUAUUUGCGGUGCGGUCAGGGGGCGCUGCCGGUGUGGUUGUCAAGGGACCAGAUGACAAGACUAGCCUUAGCUUCAGGAUGGAAGACAGGGGGAGUGUAAUAUCUAUUAAAUUUUCCUAUGAUAUGAAAGUCCUGGCAGUUCAGAGAUCACAAAAAUCUGUGGAGUUCGUCAACUUCACCAAUGGCAACAUUGAUACAAUGGAAUACUCACAGACCUGUAAGGGCAAGAGUACUAGAAUAAUAGGGUUUAACUGGACCAAUAUCAAUGAAGUUGUGUUCAUUACAGAUCAUGGCAUUGAGUUCUACCAGGUGGUUCCUGAAAAGCGAAGUUUAAAGUCCCUGAAGACAUUUAGUGUCAGCGCAAACUGGUUUGUAUGGCUGCCAGAAAGUGCAGUUCUACUGUUAUCAGCUGGUCCCUAUGGAAACAGUAUACAUCCAUUUCAUUUUCGGGCUGGUAUGGUCUAUAAGUUGCCUAAGUUUGAAAUAGACAUCCCUGUGAUUCCAAAACCUGCCAAACUGUGCCUCUUAGAGAGAGAUGUCUUCAUGGCCAACAUUUAUGGACAACUAUACAUAGUAGUAGUACGUCACCAGGCCAAGGCAGGGGCUCCAGGGGCAGAAGUGGUUCUUUAUUUAUUGCAGAAGGAGAGUCCAGCAAGGAAAACUGAUGUCCUUAGAUUGGAUAUGAGUGGAAGAUUUGCACUUCAUAUUGUGGAUAACUUGGUUGUUGUACAUCAUCAAGCUUCAAAGACAUCUAUGAUAUUUGACAUUAAAUUAGAUGGGGAGUCAGAUGGUUAUGUCACAUAUCAUCAUCCAGUUCUCUCUCCUCUUCCUAUGAAACCAAGCAUCAUUAGGCCAGUAGAUGCCCCUUUAGGAGCAGAACUGGUGGAGUGUGAACUCUAUUCUCAGAGUUGGAUUGUAUUUCAACCAAAUGUCGUCAUUGAUGCUAAAUUGGGUUGCCUGUGGUACGUGCAGUUGAAGCUAGAGCCUCUAGUUACAAUGAUUCCUGACAAGUGUAAACUAAUAGACCUAUUGCUCUUGAGACGUGACUGCAAGAUGGUGAUCCUGACAGUUUGCAAGCAAAUGUUGACGCCAGGAACACAGACCAACCUGUCAACAAUUGCAAGGAUAUUUGAUAAACUCAACAAAGUCUAUCGACAGUUUCUUGAUAUAGAGUCACAAAAUCAGCAAAUGGAGACAUUUUCUAGUCGAGAGCCAACUGCGACGCGUGUCCAGCACAAUCCAGCCGUGAUUGACCAAUCAGACAUGUACACACAUGUUUUUUCUGUAUUCGUGGAUAAUAAGGAUAUCAAGCACAAGUUUAUGGUUGCAGUUCUCAUAGAAUACAUCAGGUCACUUAACCAGUUCCAGAUUCCUGUUCAGCACUACCUUUAUGAGUUGGUCAUCAAUACUUUAGUGCAGCACAAUUGUUUCUAUCAACUUCACCAGUUCCUGCAGUAUCACGUCCUUAGUGACUCAAAGCCUAUAGCAUGUCUGCUGUUAUCCCUUGAAAGUGUCUAUCCUCCAGCUCAUCAACUAGCCCUAGAUAUGCUCAAGAGACUGUCUACAGCCAAUGAAGAAAUUAUAGAAGUUUUGUUGUCCAAGCAGCAGCUACUUACAGCUAUUAGGUUUGUUCGCAGUGUUGGAGCUGUGGAUCAGGUAUCAGCACGGAAGUUUCUAGAGGCAGCUCUAGUUGGCCAGGAUAAAACAGCCGUUUACGAAAUAAUCCAAGAUUUGCACCAGGAGAACACUGUGAUCAAUAUGUGA
Molecule: messenger RNA, 1927 nt
Organism: Owenia fusiformis
Lineage: Eukaryota; Metazoa; Annelida; Polychaeta; Sabellida; Oweniidae
Source: the annotation of a GenBank genome assembly